This is a messenger RNA of Impatiens glandulifera, 512 nucleotides long. RefSeq names its product glucan endo-1,3-beta-glucosidase-like. The coding region runs from base 16 to 393 and encodes 125 amino acids. The record is from RefSeq and is a predicted model, not a curated record. The transcript is spliced from 4 exons. Lineage: Eukaryota; Viridiplantae; Streptophyta; Magnoliopsida; Ericales; Balsaminaceae.
GUCUCUUCGCCAGCCAUGGCUAAAUCGACCCAUCUUCCCCGUUUCUAUAUCCUUCUGGUCUUCUGCAUAAACUCAGACAUAAUUCUAAAUUUUGCCAUGGGACAAGCAGAAGGACAGGGGGCAUGGUGUGUGGCAAAGCCAUCAUCAACAGGGGAGGAGUUAGGAGAAAAUCUUUCUUUUGCCUGCAGAUAUACUGAUUGCAGCAUUAUAGUUGACGGAGGCAGCUGUUUCUUCCCAAACACAACCUUUAACCAUGCCUCAGUUGCCAUGAACCUUUACUAUCAGGCACACGGCAGGCAUUUCUGGAACUGUAACUUCCAUGACUCUGGUCUCAUAACCGUCAUCGACCCAAGCUAUGGAGAUUGCAGAUAUGCUUAUACCCACAAUGUAUGAGAGGGGGAGAGCAACUUAACUGCUGAGACACAUCUUCUCUAAAUCUUUCACCAUAUUCUACUUCAAAAUCAUGACCAUAUCUUGACAGAAUGUAGCCAAUGAAUGAUAUAAUAAUAAUA